CUUAGCAGGAAGCUGAGCUGAGUAGGGUCUAAUUGUUUAAGUACGGACCGGGAGAAAGGACAUAAAAAGGCUCAUAGUCAUACCCCCAUGCGCACAGGCGGCUCCUGCAGACUGCAGGGAUACAUAAAUACGAUCACAGCAGUAAAAUGUGUGGGAUCUGGGCUUUAUUCGGCAGUGAUGAGUGCCUGUCGGUUCAGUGCACCAGUGCCAUGAAGAUUGCUCACCGGGGCCCCGAUGCCUUCCGCUUCGAGAACGUCAACGGCUUCACCAACUGCUGCUUUGGCUUCCACCGACUGGCCAUUGUGGACCAGCUGUACGGCAUGCAGCCCUUACGAAUCAAGAAGUUCCCAUUCUUGUGGCUCUGCUACAAUGGAGAGAUCUACAACCAUCAGACACUGAAAGAGCAGUUUGAGUUUGAUCACCAGACCAAAGUGGACGGUGAGAUUCUGCUCCAUCUGUAUGACCGCUUUGGCAUCCAGAAGAUGGCUACUCUCCUGGAUGGAGUCUUUGCUUUCAUUCUUCUGGACACUGCCAACAGAAAAGUCUUUCUAGGCAGAGACACAUACGGCGUCCGACCUUUGUUCAAACUCCUCACAGACGACGGAUUCCUUGCCAUCUGCUCUGAGGCCAAAGGCCUCAUAGACAUAACUCAUGCUAUGGCCACCCCUGCCAACAUUGACCCGUUCCUCCCCGGGCACUUCGAGGUCUUCGAUCUGAAGCAGAACGGCAAAGUUCAGUCAAUUCAAAUGGAUCAGUUUCACUGCUGCACAAAGGAGCCCGCUCAUGCAAUCUAUGACACGGUGGAGAGACUGUCUACAAGUUUUGAUGAGGAAACGGUAAAAAGCAACAUCAGAAUGCUGUUUGAGAAUGCAGUGCGGAAACGUCUCAUGGCUCACAGGAGGAUAGGAUGUCUCCUCUCAGGUGGUCUGGACUCCAGUUUGGUUGCUGCUACUCUGGUGAAGCUGGCCAAGGAGGAGAAGCUGUCCUACCCCAUUCAGACAUUUUCAAUUGGCUCAGACAACAGUCCAGACAUCAUUGCUGCUCGCAAGGUUGCAGCUCAUAUUGGCAGCCAACACCACGAGGUGAACUUCACAGCAGAGGAAGGUAUUCAGGCUGUGGAAGAGGUCAUCUUUCACCUGGAGACCUACGACAUCACCACCAUACGUGCCUCUGUCGGAAUGUACCUGGUUUCAAAGUACAUCAGGGAGAAGUCAGACAGUGUGGUGAUCUUCUCUGGAGAGGGAGCUGACGAGCUGACUCAGGGAUAUAUUUACUUCCACAAGGCUCCAACUCCCUCAGCUGCUGCAGAAGACAGUGUUCGGCUGAUGAAGGAGCUCUACCUGUUUGAUGUCCUCCGAGCUGAUCGUACCACUGCUGCACAUGGUCUGGAACUCAGAGUGCCUUUCCUGGAUCACAGACUCACAGCAUACUACCUCUCUCUGCCAGACGAAAUGAAGACGCCAAAGCAUGGAGUGGAGAAACACCUUCUGAGGGACUCAUUCAAAGGUCUGAACCUGAUCCCUGAUGAGAUCCUGUGGAGGCGUAAAGAGGCGUUCAGUGACGGUAUAAUGUCCAUAAAGAAGUCCUGGUAUGUCUGCCUGCAGGAACACCUUGAAUCCAUGGUAAACGACAAUCAGAUGGAGCGUGCACACAAGACGUUCCCUCACAACCCUCCCUGCUCCAAAGAGGCCUAUUAUUACCGGCAGGUGUUUGAGAAGCAAUUCCCUGGCCGGGCUGACUGGCUGCCUCAUUACUGGAUGCCCCGCUGGAUCAACGCCACUGACCCAUCAGCCCGGACCCUGCCCAUCUACAAACCCGACAAAGAUCAGUGAACAGCAGCUCUGUCUGUAUGCUAGGUCAUCCAAACACCUCCUACAUGUGUCAUAAUUCGCUUUAAUUCAGCUUUAGAUUCAUCCAAAAUUAAAGCAAGUUUGUCUCACUGUGAUGGAGUUUGUUGGACUUAAGAUUGCCAGACUUGCUUUUAGGGCAGCUCCAUGAAAGUAGUUUAUUUUUCCCCAUGAUUCAUGAUUCCCUUCCAACAAAAACCACACAGAAGUUAAAAGACAAAACUAAGGAAUUAAAUUAAAAACAAGGAAAACCAAAAAAAGUACUGAAAUAAUCAAACUCACCUUCAAGCUUUUUGCACAGUCACAUUGGUUAUGUUUAAAUCUAACAAACUCCAUCAACAUCUGAUUCAGUAGUCAUGGUAAAGAUUAGACUGUGUGGGUACAUCUGUUUUUAUAGUACUAACCUGAUGUCAGGUUUAACACAGAGUUUAACGUUUUAACUUUUACACUAAUUAAAUUUAACAGUUUCAUACUGCUCACCCUGUCUGCUUUAGAUACUUAAAAGAUUAUUCUUUUAUUUUUUAUGUUUAAAUAACCUCAGAUACUUCAGAAAGCCAUUACCAGAAAGGCUGCUACUUUGACUUUUGCAUGAGUUUUUUCUUUGUGCGAUAAGUAUGAAGGAGUUUUCAGUUCUUCGUGGACUGAGGGGGAGGAGACUCAUCAGUGUGAAUGUUGUGGAUAAACUUCACACAAUUUCAUCUCGUCUCUGCUGGUUUUCACACGGUGUUCGGUCUUUGGUCGGACUGUCUAUGCAAACAGAUGUCUGCAGUGAGAAUGUGUUACAUCAUGAUAAAGGUAGGGGCAUAUGAAGAAGAAAUUUGUUAAGAUUUUGGCUAUCAGACCAAAGCAAUGGUGUUCCCUUUGUCUCUAGAUUCCCAGUCAAUUUCCACAAUCAUCUUGAUUUAAGUCAUAACAGAAGGUGUAGUACAGCUGCUGAACCAUGUGAUGGGAUGUUUGAUUAUUACUAAAAAAUGACUUACAGUUUAACACAACUCAUAAUCAUUAAAUGGGAUUCAGGGUAUUUUUAAACCAACAUCUUUUAGGGUUUAGGUGAUAUAAAUGUAAAAAAAACCCCGAACUGCUCCAGUGAAAGAAUUGACUGUACAUAAAUACAAAUAGUGCAGUGUAUCAUUUUUUCUUUCUGUAACUGAAGGAGUAUGAUCUACUGAGGUAGGAAAUUUGGUAAAAGGUGGUGCCAACUCCAGCCGGUCUGGCCUCUGUGGUUUUCUGUUAGUUGUGAGCCAUGAAGCAGCAGCUCCAACGGUCGAGGCUUGUGCAGGUCAGCCCAUCAUACUGGUCUAUCAGUUGCACCGGAAUAAGGGACAUUGGAAAUUUUGGAUGGAAAAAAAGAAAAAAAAACAACUCUCUCGCCAUUGUGGCUAUUAGAGUUUUUACCUCAUAAUGAAUAAAAACAGCAUGUAGCUAGCUGUGAUGAACUGCUCUGUAAUUUUGUAUCGUAGUGUUAGGGAGACGAGGUAAAUCCCAAUCAAGACUGAUGAUGUCAUGGGCUCAGAUUUUUGCCUUGCUCAAAUAAAACUGAGCCAGGAAAGAGGUAAACAACUUCCCAAUGGUCUAAAUAAAAAAAAUUCAGUCACUUGUAGAUCUCAGCGUUUUCACAUUUACAGCAACUGUACUCCAACAUAUCUAGUGUGUAAGACACAAAGUUUGAAUUUCUCUUUUCAGGGACUUUAAAAUGUACUCAAAAACGUCUAAGUCAUGACUCCCUUAUUGCUGAAUUGUCAUUUCAGUGUAACCUGUAACCCAUUGAAGAGUAUAUCACCCUCAAGCAUGUUUAUGACAAAAUGAUGGAGAAAAGCUGUUACAGUGAUGAUACUAGUUUCUGUGCUACACAUGGUGCUUUUGGUGUUUGUCCCCUUUUACUGCUCUCACAUGUAAAGAUUCCUUCAACCAAUCAGCUGACUGUACUGAGUCUAGCUCCAUGCUUUAGGAUCUGAUAGGUAUGCUUGGUACCACAGCAGAAGGUUCCUAUAAAUAGGAUGGUAGGGUCAGUCUUUUUGGCACAUUAUUCUAACUUUUUACAGUGGAUUGCAAAGAUAAACAUAUAAAUUUACAAAGCUGCUGACAACAGAGUAAGAUUAAUCUGCAGUAUUUUUAAUUGGAACGAUGGUUAACUUGAUGAAAGUAAAACAUUAGUCUAACAGUACCACUUAAAAGUCAUUUAGACCCCAAAAUGUAUAGAAAAAAUGUGCUUAAAAAAAACAGUUAUAUAGCCAUUGCAUCCCACGUUCUGUAAUUCUACCUCUGGACAUUCUCGUCGUGAUGAUUUUCUUUCCUUUUCUUUUCCUGGUUUUGUACUAGAAUAAAUAAAUCCCUCUCU
This is a messenger RNA of Cheilinus undulatus (humphead wrasse), 4185 nucleotides long. It is a transcript of the gene asns, whose product is annotated as asparagine synthetase. The transcript has 12 exons. Gene Ontology annotation, cellular component: cytosol. NCBI's taxonomy places the organism in Eukaryota, Metazoa, Chordata, Actinopteri, Labriformes, Labridae. The record is from RefSeq and is a predicted model, not a curated record. Gene Ontology annotation, molecular function: asparagine synthase (glutamine-hydrolyzing) activity. The coding region runs from base 147 to 1832 and encodes 561 amino acids.